UCAGACUUUAUAACUCUGGGAUGCAGAUGGGGAAAUGGCCCAAUUACCCUUCUACAGUAAAUUCCUCUCUUUAGUGCCAUGCGGUUUACUACUGUUCGGCUGCUCAAGAUGAGUCCCUCAGAAAACAGGAUCUUAGCAGGGCUUGGAAAGUAACAAUUUUCUGGAAUGACCUGGUUUUGGCCAAAACUUUUGCUUCUUUCAGGCACACAGUUCCUUGUGUGUUAUCCCCUGCCCAGCCUUUCAGUGCUGCUGUUCAGAGAUGUCCGUACUUUGCUCAAGCCAGAAUUCCAUUCACAAAUUUAAUGCAGUUUGGUUUGGAGGAUGCUGUCUUGCAUCCUGCCAAACAGUGGCAAAAUGAUUUACUGAAGUACAGACGCUAUUUUUACCUGCAAUGUGAACCACUUCUGUAUGUGAACAUCAAUCCAUCUUGUUACAUAGUGAGUGUGUUAAUUCGGUAGGCAGCUGUAGGGCAGCAGCAGGAUGCAGGGACCAAGUUCAGUGAGAGGGAUGAUCAGUGCAUCUCCUCAUACACAUCAGCCAAAACCAGUGCCAGCCUCCUGCUACCUGUGCUGAGCAUUGGUUGCAAACCUUUUUCCCUGCCUUGGAAGGAAAGUGAUGUCAGUGAUGCUGCCUUGCUGUAAAAGCAAAGAUGAGAAACCUGGGAAAUCUCCCUGGCUAUCAGUAGCAUUCCUUUGCUUCACCUCAGGUAGUUUUUUUCCCUCUUCUUGGCUUUGGCUUAUUUAAUCUCUGUGAUUAGGAGCUCCAGAAUCAAUAAAAGUAUUGCUCUAUCUUUGUGCUCCAAAUGUCUGUUUGUCACUUCAGACCAGUAGGAACCAGUUUAAAAGAUUGAGGUAGGAUUUUCACUAAAAGUAAGUAACUUGCAGUUAGAGCUAUCUUCAAUUUCAUUUCCCCCAAGCAAAAUCUAAUGGCUAUUUGGAACAAGGCUGUUUUAAUAACAUCUGUUUCCCCUUCAAUCACCAGGGGAAAAGUACUGAUAUUGCCAAAUUCUUAGGGAGUUUUAAGUCACAUUUUGACAGGGCAAUGCCUUACCACAACACUGAUAGUUAAAAUGUUUAGGAUAUUUUGUAGUAUUUUCCUUUAUAAUGCUGUGAUAGCACAUAUAUUGUAAAACACAGCUGUUACAAGGUUUUUAUAUGCUUAUGUGGAACAUUUCCUGAUGUCUGGGGGAAAAUGUCAUGCUCUAGCUUGCUAUCCCAGUCUGUGUGCUGCUUGUACCUGCUGCAACCAAACCACACAAACCAAGUGUUUCAUUAUCAUUCCCACUUACCAUUUGUGGAAGCAAUAGUGAGUAUGACAUAUGAACACAUUCAGAUUCUUCGAAAAUAUCUGAGAAAGUACUGGGAAGAUUUCAAUGAGGUUAAGACUGUUUUCUGUGGAUGUGUUUUGGCUUACAGACUGUUGCAUAGCUGUCUGGUCCACAGGCAGCCUUUUCUAUCCAGAGCUGCCCAAGCCCUGUAUUGGGGGCCAUGUUGAUCAGCCAGCCACAUUGGUAAAAUUGGGAUUUUCAAAAGUUAAAAUACCUUUCUUCUUUCUUUUCCUGAAGCACCUACUUUGAAUUCCAAGUGCUUGGUUCCCAAGGGUCGGGUUCAGGAGAACCUGAUGAUUCCAAGCGCUCCUGUGGCUUGUUCAAAGUCUCAAAGCAAAUCAGCUGAGCGUGAACCGGGUCUCCUCAUCAGUGCUGUGGUACCUGCUGCUGUGAUUUUGGCUCUGAGAGGAUGGAGAAGUCACGGCAGCUGUGCAGAAGCCACUCUCCCACCCCUGGGAGCUCUGGUGCCAGGGGGAGCUCGGGCAGGGCAGUGCGCAGUGAUGGGAGGUGCUUCCUGUGACUGAUACUCCCGAUGCCUUCAAAGAAGCAGACGGGGCUGAAUGGGAAGAUGAGUCAGAGGGUAAAACCCCAGGCUGUGGUACUCAGGAGUUCUCUUCAGCUCUGGGAUGCUCGUACUUCCCCCUGCAGACAUACCGAGAGUGUGCAGUUUCUAUUCUUCUGUCUUCACAUUUCUUCACUUUGCAGCUGGGACAGGUGGUUCCCAGGACAUUUUUCUCCCAUCCAACAGCACCACGGUCCCUUUUCUCCCAUCCAACAGCACCAGGGCAUCCUCCAGUCUGUUGGAGCUUCUUCCCUUGACAGUGCUCUUGCAGAGGAAGAGACAUUUGGAUGCAAAUCUUGCACAGACAAAUUUCCAUGCAAAACUGCGUGAUCCAAAUGCACCCACUGUAACUACUGGGAUCGGGAAAAGCUGGUAGAAAGACAAUUAAAGUUUUUUAAAAAAUCUGUGAGAAUUGUUUUGUUGCAUUUUUUUUUUCAGCCUCUGGGUAGUUGUCUGUCCUGAGGGUAAGGACUGACUGGUACUGGGAUUAGAAGAUGUGUGGAUAUUCAUAUAGCAGUGCUUUGGUGCUGGGAUGAGUUUUCUGGACAUGAAGUGUAAUGUUCAAUUUCUUUUAUUACAGAUGGAAGAAAAACGACGCAAGUACUCCAUCAGCAGUGAUAACUCGGACACCACUGACAGUCACACCACAUCCACCUCCAGAUGCUCCAAAAUUCCGAAUACCAAAUCCCCCUGGUCACGGCAGAAGGAGAAGAAGCCCUCUGAGGUUUUCCGGACGGAUCUGAUAACAGCCAUGAAGAUCCCUGACUCCUUCCAGCUGAGCCCUGAUGAGUACUACGUUCUGGCUGAUCCCUGGAGACAAGAGUGGGAGAAGGGUGUCCAGGUGCCAGCAAGUGCUGAGGCCAUCCCUGAACCUGUGGUCAGGAUCAUCCCCCAGCUGGAGAGCUCUCUUUCACAGGUCUCACCGAGCAGCCUGCCUGUCUCUGAGAUUUCAGAAGCUACAAGGACUUACUUGCAAGGAAUGAGCCGCUAUGACCUGGACGAGCUCGAUGCCUGCUGGUUGGAACUUGUUAACAUGGAGCUCAAGGAGAUGGAAAAGCCUGAGCUGGACGAGAUCACCCUGGAGCGAGUGCUGGAGGAGCUGGAGACCAUGUGCUACGAGAACAUGAACAUCGCCAUCGAGACCGAGGAGGGCUUGGGCAUCGAGUACGACGAGGACGUGGUGUGUGACGUGUGCCGCUCGCCCGAGGGGGAGGAUGGCAACGAGAUGGUUUUUUGUGACAAGUGCAACGUCUGCGUGCACCAGGCGUGCUAUGGCAUCCUGAAGGUCCCCAUCGGGAGCUGGCUGUGCCGCACCUGCGCCCUCGGCGUCCAGCCCAAGUGUCUGCUGUGCCCCAAGAGGGGCGGAGCGCUGAAGCCCACCCGGAGCGGCACGAAAUGGGUCCACGUUAGCUGUGCCUUAUGGAUACCUGAAGUUAGCAUUGGAUGUCCUGAAAAAAUGGAACCCAUUACGAAGAUCUCACAUAUCCCAGCAAGCAGAUGGGCUUUGUCCUGCAGCCUCUGCAAGGAGUGCACUGGGACAUGCAUUCAGUGCUCCAUGCCCGCCUGUGUCACCGCAUUCCACGUCACCUGCGCCUUCGACCACAACCUCGACAUGCGGACCAUCCUUGCAGACAACGACGAAGUCAAGUUCAAGUCCUUCUGCCUUGAGCACAGCACUGGGGCCACCAAGUUGCCCGAGGAGGCACGGACAGAGCCUGACCAAGCCCAGCUGGACUUGGAGAAGGUCACGCUGCGGAAGCAGAAACUCCAGCAGCUGGAGGAGGACUUCUAUGAGCUCGUGAAGCCUUCCGAGGUGGCAGAGAACCUUGAUUUAAGUGAAUCACUGGUGGACUUUGUCUACCAGUACUGGAAGCUGAAGAGGAAAGCAAACUCCAACAAACCGCUGCUGACACCAAAAACGGAUGAAGUGGACAACCUGGCUCAGCAAGAGCAGGAUGUUCUCUACCGACGCCUAAAGCUCUUCAUGCACCUCAGGCAAGACCUGGAGAGGGUUAGAAAUCUCUGUUACAUGGUGACAAGACGGGAGAAAAUGAAACACACCAUUUGUAAACUGCAGGAGCAGAUCUUCCAUCUCCAGAUGAAGCUUAUUGAGAAAGAUCUUUACCCAGAACAAACUGGGAAGAAGACAAAGGGUAAGAAAAGUGACCCAAGAAGGAAAGGAAGAGAUGGUAGAAAAAAUAGUCCUGAGAAGACAGAGAAAAGGAAAUCGGUCAACGAAACUGUUUUGGGACAGCUGGGGUUGUCAACGUCCUUCCCUAUUGAUGGGACCUUCUUCAACAGCUGGUUGGCACAGUCGGUGCAGAUCACUGCAGAGAACAUGGCCAUGAGCGAGUGGUCACUCAACAAUGCCCACCAUGAGGACAGUACCCCUGGCCUCUCCGAGGAGCUCCUCCAGGAUGAGGAGACCUUGCUGAGCUUCAUGAUGGACCAUUCCCUCAGGUCCCCAUUCAGGCAGAGUGAGACCACAAAGAAAGUGAAAAGCAGAACGAGAACGAACACUAAGAAAAAGCUGCCAAGGAGCAGCCCCUCUGCAGUGGGUGGGGGCCACCUGGAGGGCUCGGAGCCCUGGACUAACAAUGCCAGCAGCGUGUCGGAUGACCCCGCCAAGCCCUUCCCGCUGGAUUCCAGACCGAGCAAGUCGGAAAAAGGGGCAGCAAAGCUUCCCACCGACCGCAGAGGGACGGGCGAGGCCAAAAAGGUGUCCAGGAAGGGCUCUCUCCAGAAGGCCAGUGAGCCUCAUCCCCCUGCUGGGACACGGGGCUGCGUCAAUGAGGAGGAGGAGGAGGAGGAGAUGCCGCGCUGCGCUCAGACGGAGCCCAGCCCCGCGGCCAAAGUGCCUGACUCCAUAGGUAGCCCCAAAACCAUCGUGCGGUUCAAAUUACCAAAGGAGAGCCGGGGCACGCGGCGCUCGCAGCCCCCCAAGGCUGAUGGCGCUGGCGGAGCUCCCUUGCGUCGCUUCGACGCCGACACGGACGGAUACUUCUCCGACGCCGAGAUGAGCGACUCGGACGGGGAGUCCCGCGGCAGCCGGGCGCAGCGGGGCCAGCUGGACGCGGCCGGCGAGGACAUCGUCAGGAUGAGCAUCCUGGCGUCCUAACUCCUCCGACCGCGCCGGCUCCAUGAGGCCUCAACCCAGUUCCAACUGCCAUGUCCAAUUUCUGCCUGGUAUCACGGCGAGGGGGGUUUUUAAUAUGUGUAUAUAGUUGGAAAUUCGGCACUGUUGUCUUUCUCUUCUCGAUACGCCUGAGAUACAGCUUCAGCUUCACCGACAUCGACGACUAUGACAGCAGUGGUCCCUCCCCGGCUCCCUGCCAGACCCCACUUGCUGGGAACGUGAGGCAGCACCUGCCAGGACCGACGUCGAGGGCGCUGAGAGGGUGGAGGGUGCCGGUACCCGUGCUUUCUGCAGGGAUGACAGUUCAAUUAAUGGGCAUUAUUUAACGAGGGGCAGAUUUCUGCCUGGGACGGUUGCCCUCAGAGCAGGGAGCGAGUAGAGGGUCCGGCAGUGGCCAGCUGUGGGAGGGGAAAUUCCCACCUGUGUGUGUGGAGAGAAGGAGGCAAAAUAAGCGAUUCUAAAAUAAAUAAUGACUAAAGCACAAAAAGCUUGUUGGAGGAAAACGCUUGGGGUGGAAGAGAGCAAUGUUACAUUUCUAUUUUUAGGGAAAAAACCUCUUAGUCAUUAUUUUCCCCCUCACCUUUCCAUCUGGUUGGGAUCCGUCCAGGGGCCAGGAUGCAAAAGUCCUCCCUGUCCUUGCCCCCACUGAGGUUCUUAAAAACACUGAAGUGAUUACUCAGGUGAAUGGAUCAGCAAGUGGAAAGUGGAAAUGUGGGGCUGGAUGGAGGAGGAAAGUGUCCUUUAAAACCACCGUGGGGAGUCAGGGUUGUUGUAACCCAGGAGGUUGAGCAAUUUUUUUGCCCAUGUUUCCCUCCAGUGCUGCCGUGGUCUCACCAUGCCAGGGCAGCACAUUUGAAAUCCCCCUUGCAAACCAAAACCAUGGCCCCAAGGCCAAAUGUGCUGUCACUGAGGGGAAAUGGCAACCCUUGCCACAACCAUUAUGUUCUCCUUCUAAAUGCUACAAUGGAAAUGGUGAAUUUAUUCCUCUCCAUCCUUUGUUUUGGUUUGUUUGGGUUUUUUUUACCUUAAAUCCUGGUUACAAGCUGUUGACUCGUUGUGGAGGGGUGAUUCACAGAAGCUGACAUUAUAAAUAUUACAAUAAUUUAAUGCAUAAAAUGUCCCCAAUAAGCCUUAAAUGUUGUUUAAAAGCCCAUGUUACCUAUAAGUCAGGCGAAUUUCCAUGUUUGCACUUAAUUGCACCAUUACUUCGGUUUUGGCUUCAAAGGUCACAGUUAAGUCAUGCUACGUGUUUUAUUGGAGUGACCCCAGUGUGAGCUCAGGGAACAAAAAAAAAAAAAAAGGAAUUCACUGAAACUUUUGUUGUUGUUGUUUUUUAAAAAUUAAAAAUGUUUUAAAAAAAGCUAAAAAAAAAACAAAAAAAAAAAACCACAAAACCAACCCAAACCUGGGACACUUCUGCAACCGGUUAAACCCAUCACUAAACAAAACAACCUUGCAAUUGUCAAACCAAUCAGUCAAAGAAUUUUGUGGAUGCCAAAGAAAUAUUUUGACAGUCAAGCAGCACAGCCAGAAACCGGAAACUUGUCAUUAUGAAAAAAAAUUGGAAGUUAUUUAGCAACCAAGGACUAAAGACACACUCAUACCACACUGCUGCGGCGUUAGGUUCCAAGCUUGCUCCGAGGGAUGCUGCUGCUCCGAGACCGCAUCCUGCCAUUUUGGUUUCCGAUGCUUUUUGCUCAUUUCACUGUGAGCUUUCUUUUUGAAACUCUGAGACUAUUUCGAUUGAUGUUUUAGAGUAGAUCAUCAUCUUUAUCAGCCUUCCAAAGUCCUUAUUAUUGAUAAAAUUGCAGCAAAGAUCAGCGAUGACAGCCCAGCUGAUCCCAGACACGGCGAUCGGUGGGGGCUUCGGGUGGGAUGCCCAGCCCUGCCUAAGCCCAACACUCACCUGGCUGAGACUGACCGUGCCUGGGAAGGAAUCUUCCUCAGAAUGGAAAAAUGUGACGCAAGUUAUUAGUGUUAAAAAAAAAAAAGAAAACAAAAAAACAGCAAAAUACCAACAAAACAGGAACUACCUUUGUUAUAAAUUAGCAUAAUCCAUUGAGGUUGGAAAUGAAAAUCUGCUCAUUAAUUAAGGCUCAGUAUGUUCAGAUAAUGUUAAAUACAGUAAAUAGGACUUAGUUUAUCUUAUCAGGCUUGCUAGCUUUAGCUCCAGUAUCCUAGUAUACGAGUCAUAACAAUAAUCAAUAUGCUGCCUUUUAAUGAAUCUUGCUUCCGUGUGCUUCACUCAAUUAUGGUUAAAAAAAAAGCAAUCCACAAAUUUCACUGUACACAGUUCCAUUCAUCAGCUUCUGCACUACUUGUCUUCUCAGUACAGGAAAGCAAAAAUGGGGAAACUUUAAAGAACAACCAACCUGGCACCUCCAACAUUGGGCAAUAGCACAGUUUGAAACACUCCCAAAACAUCAGGCAUCAUGUUUUGCCAUCAGGAGAUGGGGGAAAAGCUAAGCAAGCUGGUGGGGCACAGGGAGAAGAAUGGGAUGGCAGGAACAGAGUGGAGGAAAAGGGCUCUGGUGAGCUUUGGGGCUGAGCAAGGGCUGGACCAUGGCAGGAUGGCUGCAGCCACCCCAGAGCAUCCCCUGCCUGGAGCAUCCUCGGAGCAGGGGAGUCUGGUGUUCUGGAGAGAAAAUGCACAAGGAAGAUAUUUUUGAUGUUAAUGUAAAUGUAUUUUGAAAUGAAUAGAAAGAGAAGAAAAAAAGGUUUAUUUUAGUACAGAAGUGUUAUCUUUUGAGAUGUAUAAACUGCAGGAAUUGACAUUUGCACUGUAAGAGUAUCUGUUUCCUUGGAGAAGCAGCCGCUGUUGAGAUGAGGAUGCAGAAAGCAUCAUUCCCUGAUGGAGCACAGCCCCACACCAGCCCCAACCCUGAUGGUUGAGGGAGUUUCCCCAGGACAGCUCCCAUUCCACACUCCCAUUUUCCCCACACCCAUCUUUUGAUUUUUUUUUUCUUUUUUCUUUUUUUUUUUUUUCUCUUUUUACUUGCACCUAUUUUAUGGGGUUAGGAUGCCUGCUGUCCCAUGGAGCUCGCCCCAAGGUUGGAUGCAGAAUGGAGCCAGGAUGGAUGCAGGCUGCAGGAAGAUGCUGCUACAGGGCAAGGCAUGAGGUUUGGUUGCUCUUUAAGGAAAUCCCCUGCAGUUUGCACCAUUCCACAUUCAAAACAACCCACUUCACAUCAGUUACAGGAAACGAUAUGAAUGUCACAGGAGGAGAAACCCUUCUGUUUUCUUUGUUUCAAAGAACGUGAUGUGCCAUUUGUUAAUACAAAAGAGAAAUAUUGAAAAUAUAUUGAAAAGAGCAAUUUUAAAUUAUUUUUGGCUUAUGUUGCAAUAUUUAUUUUCUUGUAUUAGAAAUUCCUUUGUAGAGAAAAAAUGUAUUUUUCAUUAAUGCAAAAACCUAUUUCUCCUUUUUGUACAUUUUCCAUGUUAGUUAAUCCUUAAAGCAAUAUAAUGUUAUCAAACUUGUUCUGUGUGAGACUGUAUUAUGCAUGCUAUUUGUGUUGCCUUGGAAUAGCUCUGUCUGCCAUUAUUUUCAUCCUGUUUAGAUACAGUGUAUGCUUUAAUACACAUUGGGACCAUGGCCCAUUGCUUAUGAAAAGAAACCCCUUUGCAUUCCUCAAUGUGUUGGCUAAUGCAGUCAAUAAAGCAGUGUUUUCUGUGUA
Molecule: messenger RNA, 8699 nt
Organism: Lonchura striata (white-rumped munia)
Lineage: Eukaryota; Metazoa; Chordata; Aves; Passeriformes; Estrildidae
Source: RefSeq, a predicted model, not a curated record